Messenger RNA from Priapulus caudatus, 11148 nucleotides. Its product is annotated as ubiquitin carboxyl-terminal hydrolase 34-like. Gene Ontology annotation, molecular function: cysteine-type endopeptidase activity; cysteine-type deubiquitinase activity. The record is from RefSeq and is a predicted model, not a curated record. Gene Ontology annotation, biological process: protein deubiquitination. Lineage: Eukaryota; Metazoa; Priapulida; Priapulimorpha; Priapulimorphida; Priapulidae. Gene Ontology annotation, cellular component: nucleus; cytosol.
CGGCGCACGACCCGCAGAGCGACUCGUUUGAGAUGGACGCCGAGCUGGAGAUCAUUAACGGUGGCUUCCCGGCGCUGAAGGCACACUGGUCGCUCGAGGAGCGCGAGCGGCUCUUCCACACGAUCUCGCGCGUCUUCCUGCUCAACUUCCCGCUCUAUGUCGCAUUCAAGCACGGCCACUCCGGCGUCGAGGAGCCAGAAGUUCCCGUCUUUCUCGUGAAGAAUGUCGUGUUCUUCUGCGAGGAGGGUGGUCUGCGUGCCAUGAGCCGCUGCUACAAGUUUGCCGACCCGGCUUUCUUUCCAUUCCACCUCGCCUACUCGCUUAUUACGAUCGUCGCCAACUUGCGCCUAUGGAUGAACAUUCCAGCUGUCCUUCAAGGUAUUAUGCCAUUAAGGACCAAUGUAAUAAGGUACAUGUGCAAGCUAUCGGACAAUGAUCUGCGGCUGGCGGGUACCAGAAACAUGGCUGACCUCAUGUGGACUGCAGUGAAGGAGUUGGGCGAUGGACCUGUGAGCUUUGACAAGGAGGGACUCACCUUGGCUUACAAGUUCUUCACUUCAUCCACUCUGACGCUUAGGCUCGCUGGUAUUGCGCAGAUGAACAAUUACAUCAAUGAGAUCUGCCAGAGUGACACUGUAGAGAAUGAGCAGUAUGCCGGCAAGCAACAUCUACACAUAGCAAGAGCUGCAGAUGCUCUUGCACAGUGGCUGCUACAGAACAAGAUUAUUGAACAUCUUUUUGGACCAAAUCUACACGUCGAGUUGAUCAAGCAGAGCCACGCCGUGUUGAACUUCCUUGCUGUUGAAGGUCGCAUCACGCCGGAGCACAUCUACUGUGUUUGGGCCGCCGCGCAGUUGAAGCACUGCGGACGUCAGGUGCACGACGUGCUGCCGUCGCUGAUUAAGAACUUGGAGCCGGCUUGUGUGCAGCAUCUCUACACACUGCUGCAGGAGCUAGAUCUGUCCGCCCACACCGAGCAGACACUUUACUUAGCAUCGGCCAUCAUCAAAUUUAUGUGGGCAACAGGAUCCAGUGUGCAUACACCCAGCAAGCUGGCAGGUGAGAGCAGGUUGGACGAUGAGUGCUCGAGCAGCAGCAGCAGCAGCAGCAGUAGCAGUGACAACAGCAUCAGCGCACAUGCCGGUCACAGUGAUGAGGAGACUACACACAUACUCAUGCAGCACAGGGAGGAAGAGCUCAGCGAGGACGAGGAGGAAGAGGAGGAGGAGGAAGAAGAGGAGGAGGAGGAGUCGAUGAGCGAGGAGUACGAGGAGGCUUCUCCCCUGGCGCCGCCGUGCAGGAGGCGCACCUCCUCCUCGGUGCGCUCCGGCUCAGCCUCGUCCGUCGACGCGGAGAGCGGCAGCGGCGGCGAGAGUCCGGCGCGGGGCCGCCGCGCCGCACACAAGCGCAGGCGUCGCGGCAAGGACGACAGCGACGACAGCGACUCCGGUCGCAGCGACGCGAGCGCAGAGGGUGCGUCGACGAGAAAGACGCGGAAGCGGGCGCACAAGCGAGCGCGCGACCAGCGAGGCAACAAGGAUGCGGCCGACGACGACAUCGUGCAGUCGGACGCACUCGCUCCGCCGCCGUCGCCGGCGCACGUUCCUGCAAAAGAGGGCGCUACCAUCGGCAUCAGCACGCCCGUCAUCACGGUGAACACGUCGCCGAAGCGAGCGUUGGCGGCCCCUGGCGGCAAGGAGGGGAGCGACGCAGCGGCGACGGAGAUGCCCCCACCACCAGGGGGUGUCGUUGCCGCGCGGCUUGAGGAGGCAGGUCCUCCCACGGCUGCAGACGCUGCGGAGAAGCCGGCGGGCGUGGAGAGAUCUCGCGGGGAGGGCUCGCAGGAGAGCAAGGAUGAGGGAGGAUGCGCGGUGACGCGACGCGAGGAGGAGGAGGUGGAGGAGGAGGUGUACGACUGCAGGGCGCGGCUAAACAUCCUCGCUGAGAUGGAGGCUGCGGAGAGGCUACAGCAUCAGAGCGGUGGCGGGAUGCGAGACAUUCUCAGCGCGGACGACGGCAGCUGUGCAAGCUCCCGCGCCAGCAUCAAGUCUGACAAGAACAUGGCCGACUUUGAUGGAGAGGAGGCGGCGUCGGGCGUUGACGAUGAGAUGGCGGCGGCGGCGGCGGCGGCGGCGGCGGAGCUGACAGACCUGCGGGGCGACGCGGCCGCCGCCGCCGCGUAUGACGCGUGCCACAUGCAGCAUCUCGCCAGCGUGGUGUCGCUCUACCAGCGGCCGCACCGGCAGCCGACGCGUAAGCACCCGUCUGUUGUGAUAUCACUGAGGAUUCUACCGAAGCUGUUUGCUUCCUUCCAGCCGUAUCGAACAGGAAUUGACACUCAUUCCGUAGUAAUGUGGGCCGAAAGAGAGCACAAGAUGAUGCAGCAUUUUUUCAACAAUCUAGUCACGUGCAUAGAGAAUGUGCGAUCAGGCACUGCCGACUUUACACUGUAUCCACACGUCGUACAGGUGCAGGUGCGGCUGCAGUUUCUCACACACAUUUUCUCCACGCUCGGCUCGCCAGACAGCUUCAAGCUCAACCAGGAUCAGGUGGACACGCUGUGGGCGUGCCUUGCGGAGGACCCGGAGUGUUCCGAUGAGCUGCUCAGCUGGCUGCUCAACCAGGGCCGCAACAAGGAGCAGCACGCGAUCGGGCUCGAGCUGUUCAAGCACAUAUUCAUCAAUAAGAUGCCUCUCCUACAGCCUGAGCAAACGACCAUGAUCGGCUUGAACCUGUUCCAACAACUGUGCAGUCUCGCUCAGUUGACCGACUCGACAACAGAGGGCAGCACGUGCGAGACGGACACGAGUGGCAUGAGCCAGCUGUGGGGGAUCGCGCUGCGGGCACACAAUACCGAUGUUAGCAUGACCGCGAUACAGUACCUCAACUCCUACUACAUCAAUGUUGGGCAAGGCUCACUGGAAAAGGAAGAGGAAUUCAUAAAUCGCUGUCUAGCUAGCUUGACGAAAGCAUCCACAAAUCUCGACAAGUGUCCUGAACCUAGUUUGCUUAUCAUUCAAAGAGGCCUGGUACUAUUGAAGACUCACUUGGAGGUGUUCAGGAAAAAGUAUGCCUACCAGCUGCGUGAAUGGAGCAUGGAUGGCUGCGGUAUCAGCAGCCAUCAGAAGGGCAUACUGCAGACGAAUGCUGUUCCGAUUAGGUUACUGCUACAGCCCGGGGGUUCAACAGAGAAGACGCCGCUGGAUCUGAUGAGCUGUGAUCUCAUAUCUGAUCUACGUGCGGAGGUCACGAGGUGGUGGAGCCAGUUUCAGAAGAAGCAGCAGCAACAGCAGCAGCAGCAGCAGCAGUGUAAAGGCCCGUACUCGCCGACAGGUGCCGCCACGUCACGCGGCAGCAUCGCGGCCGGCACCAGCGCUGUGGCGGCGGCGACGGCGACAACGACGACGAUGCUGCUGACGCCAAUCCUCGGUGCUAUGUUAGCCGACGGACCCGUGCGCAUGAUCACGCAGGGUCAGGAGUUGACCCCUGACCUCGACGAGAAGAGCCUCCACGAGAUGCAGUUCAAGGACAACCAGCUGAUCUUCGUGUCGGUCGGGGCGACGCGGCCGCAGCGUAAGCGCGAGGGCCUGAGUCCCGGCUCACAGCUGAGUCUGCCGUCUCGUGACCGUCUCCCGAUGCUGCUGCUGCUGCAGGAGGACCACUUCGACCAGCUAGUCAGUCUCAUGAAGCUGCUCAGCAACCAGGGCGAUGGAAACCGCGGUCAAGUGCUCUCACGAAAAGUCUGGGAGCUGCUGAUGAUCCUGCCCACGUCGCCGCACAUGCUGCGGGGCUUCCAGGAGUUGCAGCAGGGGCAGGCGACCAUCGUGGACUGGAACAGGCUAUUGAACCCCGACUCGCCACACCGACUGAUCUACUCACUGCAGAUUGUCGAGGGCCUGGGACAGCCUGAUUUUGCGAAGAAGAAGGAUCAGCAUCAUCAUACUGGUGAUGGUGACUCCAGCAUUUUGCCAGCAGAGAGCACCGGCAGCAAGUGGCACAAAGUGUUUUUAGAAGGCGGAGGUCUGAAGCACAUAUUCGCUGUCUUCAUGUCCGGCGUGCUGCAAGCUCGCGACGAAGUCUGGAACGAGUGGGAGGAGGACUGCCUUGCGUACAUGCUGAAGACGAUCUGUGAGUUUGGCGUCGUGCCAGAGGACAUUGAGGCAUGCGGCGGCGAGUUGUUUGAGCAGUACGAGACGCCGCACUCACAGGAUACGCCGCGCAAGUGCCUGCGCCGCGGACGCAAGGGCAGCCAGGACAAGCUCGAUCAUACCCCGGCUGUGCUGGACAUGAUUCAGGUGGAGCCAGUGCUGAAGGUGCUCCUGUCUGUACUGAAUGAUGCGGCAGUGCCGAGCGACCCCAACCAGUACCAGCUCGGCAUCUGGGGCAAGGCACAAGUCGUUCACUACGCGAUGACACUGCUCGUGUCGUGGGCGCACUCCAGCGAGGACCUGAUGCCAAAACUCUGUGAAACCUUCGCCGGAUCUAGUCAUUGGUUGAAGAAGCUUGUCCUAGAUGCACCAGAUCCCACGGUGCGAAGGGAGGCCUGCGCAGGACUGUAUCGGUUGUGCCUAGGUGCGACAGUAGAUGGCGUUAGUGGUCAGUCGUUUGUGGUGCCCCUUCUGUCUAGCCUACUCACCUAUCUACCUGUCGCUAUCACGAUCAAGCCUCCACAGAGUGGAUUUGAGCAGGAGCUAGACUGUAAGGACCAGGAGCCAUAUGGACCGGGAUGCAAGGACUACUUCUGGCUCGUCUGUCGUCUGGUAGAAAACCUGGAUAGGUUACUGGUCAUGCGACUGAAAGAUGCCACGUCUGACGAGAGCGCGGUGCUAGAGCUGGACAGCAUGGUGCAGCAGCUGGCAGCGUGCGUGGAAGCGCGUGAGCAGCUGGAGCGGCGCAGCGGUGAGGACGACGGCCUCAUCGGACUCUUGCAGCUCUGCACGGCCGCAAUGAAGCACAACCCGCCCUACAAGUUCUCGCCCGAGAUCAAGGAAUUCAUCGCAGUGGUCUUCGAGUGUCUCUUUGCGCUACCUACGCUGAAACAGCGCCAUCUACCAAAGUGCAAAACCCAGACGUCACGUUCGUGUGCGUUCGAUCUUCUCGUGGAGUUAGUUAAAGGUUCAGUGUCCAACUAUGAGUUCUUGCACAGUAAGGUGCUUGUGCAGCACACCCAAGCCGCGCAUGCGCCGUACCCGUGGGACAUGUGGCCGCGCGACGGCGAGCGAUCGCAGUGUGGCUACGUCGGCCUGCAGAACCUGGGCGCCACCUGCUACAUGGCGUCGUCGAUACAGCAGCUGUUCAUGAUGCCGGAGGCGAGGGCUUCCGUGUUAGCAGCGAGGGUUUCUAAGGAAGGAAAACAUGAGGAAACACUGCGAGAGUUGCAGAGAAUGUUCGCUUAUUUACUGGACAGUGAACGAAAGGUGUACAACCCGAAGAACUUCUGUAAGGUGUACACGAUGGACAAUCAGCCACUGAACACAGGAGAGCAGAAGGACAUGACUGAGUUCUUCACUGAUCUAGUGAGCAAGUUGGAGGAGAUGUCGCCUCAGCUGAAGGAACUAGUGAAGAAUUUAUUCAGUGGAGUGAUAACGAAUAACGUGAUAUCAUUGGACUGCCCUCAUGUUAGCAAAACAGAAGAGGAGUUCUACUGUGUUAGAUGUCAAGUGUCAGACAUGAAGAACCUUUAUGAAUCACUGGAUGAGGUCACAGUGAAGGAUACUUUAGAGGGCGACAAUAUGUACACUUGUUCGCAGUGCAGUAAGAAGGUCCGAGCGGAAAAACGGGCCUGCUUCAAGAAGCUGCCACGCAUCCUCUGCUUCAACACAAUGCGCUACCUCUUCAACAUGAUCACGAUGAUGAAGGAGAAGGUGAACACACACUUCAGCUUCCCACUGCAUCUCGACAUGACCGGAUACACCGAGGACCAGCUCAUGGGCACGGCCAGCGAGAAGGGUGGUGAGGUGGAGAGCUACGAGUAUGACCUCAUUGGAAUGACAGUGCACACUCGCGCCACGGUGAGGGUCGCGUCACUACUCAGCUUCAUCCGGGACCGGAUAUGUGCCAACCAGGACAAGUGGUACCUAUUCAAUGAUGCUGAGGUGAAGCCCUUCGAUCCUGCUCAGAUUGCUUCUGAGUGCUUUGGCGGCGAAAUGACUAGCAAGACGUAUGAUUCCGUGAAUGACAAGUUCAUGGACUUUUCGUUUGAAAAGACCAACAGUGCCUACAUGUUGUUCUAUGAGCGAUGCGACAACAAGAGGCCAUCAGAUAGCCUCCUAUCAGAGAAGCCAGUCACUCUGCCAACCUUUGACCUCUCCGAAGAGCUUUCACAAUGGAUCUGGAAGGACAACACACAGUUCUUGCAGGAUAAAAACAUCUUCGAUCACACAUACUUUGGGUUUAUGUGGCAGCUAUGUGGGUAUAUACCGAUGACUCUUCCUGACCCCAGUGAGGUCUCACUGAUGUCCUGUCAGCUCAGCACAUCGUUUGUACUAGAGACUCUGCUCCAUUCAAAGGAAAAGCCGACCAUGCUGCAGUGGAUCGAGCUUCUCACAAAACAGUUUAAUGCUAGUCAUGAAUCAUGCGAGUGGUUCCUGGGACAUAUGGCAGACGACCAGUGGUGGCCAGUGCAGAUACUUAUAAAGUGUCCCAAUCAAGUAGUCAGACAGAUGUUUCACAGGUUGUGCAUUCAUGUGAUCAACCAGUUGCGGCCGAGUCACCAUGCUCUCUAUCUCAAAAGUGGCAGAGGACUAGACGAUGGUAAAGAGGGAGAUAUGGGCAACUUGUCCUGCGUAACACGUUUUGUAAAAAUGCUUCUGUCUUUGAUCUCGCACGGAGCGCACCACUGCAAGCCGCACAGCAAGCAUCUCGCCGAGUUCUUCGUCUUCUUCCUCGACAUCGCGAAGAUGGGUGGCGAGGAGUGCGAGUUUCUCAACCGCAUGCGCGCCAUCUCGACGAUGAUCGAGUUCUACCUCGGCACCAAGGACCACGAAUACGUGAAGGUGGUGUCGGACGACGACGAGGAGGAGGACGACGACAUCAUCGCCCUGACGGAGGAGAAGUACCGACCGACGUCGCUCGAGAAGAUGACUCUCUCAUCGCGGCUGCUCGUCGAGAAGUCGCGGCAGGAGCGCGGCCUCGCCCUGUCCGAGCAGGCGAUCUACUUCCAGCUCACCGGCCGAAGGUGAGGUCUGCCCUUCCUCUACCACCAGAUCAGAGACAUCAUCAACUUAAAGGCCUCUUGUAAUCUCAUAUUCAGCCUGUGUCGAUGGAACGACAGCCUGGCAAUGCAUGUUGUUUCGAUGCUGUUCAGCUCGAUCAUAAAGCUGAAUCACGACGACAGUCAGCCGUUCUUCAAGCUGCUGUCGAUGUUGGUGGAGUUUGCUGGAGGCCCCCCCGGCCACCCGCACUUCACUAAUCUAGUCAUGAAGAAGAUCGGCGAGGUGGUGGAGUACUGUCCGCAGCAGUGCCUCGACUGGCUCGCCGUUCAGGUCCCACGUAACAAGAUCGCGCACAGCUGGGUGCUGCAGAACAUGGACACGUGGGUCGAGCGAUUCCUCAUCGCCAACCCGAACCAGCGCGUGCACAUGGCCGCCGCCUACCUGCUGGUCUGCCUCGUCCCCUGCAACCAGUUCAGACAGAACUUCAGAGCCGUGAGAACUCUGGUCAGCCCCCAGAAGGGCAUGAGCAUGAGUCAGGAGUCGACCAUGGUUCUUCAUCAGAUCUACAUGUACUUGCUGAGCUUACUGAGUAAGGCUAGGAUAUAUGCAGAUGCUACCCAGCAUGGUACAAUGAAGCUGAUGUCAUAUUUUGCUGUGAUGACCUAUUGCCUUGUAUCAAGAGCUGAAAAACUAAUGUUUGGCCAUUAUGUGAUGGAGCUUUGGCAGAUAUUCCAGCCUAAGCUGUCUGAGCCGCCGAUUGCUGUUAACCACAACAAGCAGGCCUUGUUAAUAUUCUGGUACCAAGCCUGCCUCGAUCGUCCAGAGAAUGUGCGGCUAAUAACCGAGGACCCUCGCAUUGCCAAGAACAUUGCCUUCAACUACAUACUGGCCGACCACGAGGACCAGGACGUAGUGCUGUUCAACCGCGUCAUGCUGCCGGCCUACUACGGCCUGCUGCGGCUCUUCUGCGAGCAGUCGCGCUCGUUCACGCACUACCUCGCCACGCACCAGAACAUGCAGUGGGCGUUCAAGAACAUCAGCCCCUACGCGACGCGAUACGCAAACGCCGUCGAGGAGCUAAUGAGGCUGAUGCAGAUCUUCGUCACUUGCUACCCGGACAGCAGCGAACAGGAGCUGAAGGAGAUCCACAAGUUCAAGCAGGACACGAUACAGCUGUACACAGCGUCGCUGGACGGCCGCUCAUGCUGGGCGACGCUCAUCAGUGUCUACCGCAUCCUGUUAAAGACUAGUGAAGAUCGCAUGGUAGCAAUGUAUCAUGGCGCUCUCGGACUGUUCAGUGAUGCGUUCACGACGCUGCACACGAUGUACCACGAGGCGACGGCGUGCCACGUCAUCGGUGAUAUCGUCGACCUGCUCAACAUCACGCUAGAGGUGCUGCGAUGCGCAAAGUUCCUACUCGACAAGAAAGUGGCCGAGGUGAAGCAAGCUGUUUACUCCUGGAAGGAUCGCAUGGAGUUUGGACGCAAGCUCCUCUACCUGCUCAACUCCUAUACGCCGCGAGAAAUCCGCCAGGUCUCGCUCGACGUUCUCCGUGAGAUGCUGCUGCUCUAUCCCAACGAGAGCAUCCAGACGCUGGCUCCCAUCAUCCUUCAUGCUCACCAGCAGUUCCAGGACAACAACUGGCCGGUGCAAACGGGGCCGUACUUCCCCAGCAGGACGCCAAAACCUAUUCCGCCCAAGGCCAACAUCCGUCCGCAGCGACCCAUGCUGCAGAUGUUCCUGCACGUCAACCAGGUGGAGUCGAGUAAGGGGAUAGACGAGCCGUACGAUCAGGCGUUGGCUGACUUCUUCUGUCCCUACCACAAGUACAUCGACCUGCUGUGUCGCAUGGCCGUCAACCAGGGCAUCAUCAACGAAAACAUCAUCAACCUGAGUUGUAUGGUGGCCGUGGAAGGCGUGCCUCUCCAUUCCGUGCUCUUUGCUAAACUCUGGUCGGACGUUUAUCAUUCAGAGCAAAUCGACAAGAAAUGCAUCGAGAUGCUCUGUGGCUCCACCUACCUCAUCGACUACAUCGACGCCGUGCUGACAGAUGAACGUCCAUCGCUCAUCAACCCUGUCAUUUACCAGUUCUUCUGCACCUUCUUCCCAAAGGUGUCACGGCAGGUGCUGACUGAGCAGAACAACAAGAACCUGGUGGAGUGCAUCACGAGCUCGCUGAUGACGCUGCAGGAGAGAAUCGCACGCGCCGACAUGGUCACCGAGCUGAGCAAGCUGGCGAACACACUGUGUGGGGACAUUCGAGCCCUGAUGCUCAUAUUCUCGGUGGCGCCACCUUGCGAUGGUGAUUUGAGCGAGGAGUUUAUGGAGACAGUUCAUCUCCUACUUGAGCAGUUCAGGAACCAGCAAGCGAAGGCAAGGGAACUCACUCGUGGUCAAUCCCCAACAUACAGCAGUGAAGAAGGCGAGUCAGCAGCAGGGAGGAGGCAGGGUCGCCCCGGCGACGGGCCGCCGGGCGAGGCGGGUCGCACGAGCCGCGCGGCGUCCCCGGCGGUGGCGGCGGCGGGGGGAGGCGACUCCGCGGACACCGGCGCGCAGCCGGGAAGCUCGGCCGCGCCGGGGAAGCCCUCGACGGAGGAUCCCGGGACGAGAGUCGAGGACGCCGCGAGCGAGACGUCGGCUUCCGCCGGCGACAAGGAGGAGGCGCGGGUCGAUGACGAGACGAAGGACUCCGGAACGGAGAGAAAGCCCUCCGGAUCGGAGCCGCCGCCGGAACGCGAGACGUCCGACUCGGACACGAGGGUCGCCGCCGAGACGGAUGCGCCCCCUGGCGGCCGCGCAGGCAAGCUCCACAAGGUGGCGCCAUCGACGAAGCCGGCGAAGUGGCUCGACAGCGCGGUGAAGAACAUUGAGACGCUGCUGUCCUUCAUCGAGAACUGAUGUCUCGCGAGGCGGGGGGGGGGGGAGUCGUAAUCAUGCCAAGUCACUGUGAUCUCGCUUUUCUUAGACUCGCGUCGCGAGGUUUUAUCACGACGCGGCUGCCGACACGACGCCUCCACACAGCCGUGUGUCACCAGCCGUUAUCCCAUGCUACCGGGAAUUAUCCCCUAUGCUCGCACUCGUCUUUAUUCCUGAACCAUCCUAUGGGAAGUUAUCCCCCGAGCUUCAUCCUGGAUGCUACCCAUGUAAUCCUCUUGCUAGACGUUAUCCCUUGAUACUUCUACAGUGGAUUAUUCCUUAGCCUUCCCACUGGACAUUAGUACAGUUGCUGCUUCACUAUGUGACAAAUGCUGGGCUCGUGUUACGUACGCGUGUACAUAUUGAUUGGUCUGUACUAUAUCCUAUAUACAUGUACUAUAUAACGGUAUUGCCCUGAUCUGAAAUAAUACUUCGAUUUAUAUAGCAUAUUGGAUAGCACCUCUCAUCUAGCGCAGGUAGCCGGAUAGCAUUUCUUACCUGGCACUGGUGGCAGGCUGGCAUCUCAUACCUAGAAGAGGUAGCAGGAACGCAUCCCCUACCUGGUGAUGGUAGCAGGAACGCAUCCGUUAUCUGGCGAGGGUGGCAGGUGACCACUGCAUACCUGGCGCAGGUGGCAGGGUGGCAGCAAGUUGUAGGCAUCGUGUGGGCUAUACUCACACGAGGUAAGCGUCGUAUGCGUACUUUGCAGUAACGAUGUAGCCGGCGGCGAGCUGUACAGAUAGUUUUACGAACGAUGUCUACUUAUCAAUUUACUUGAUAAUUUUAUACAGCGGCAAGGGUGACGUAUUUCGGGACCACGUGCGUGCACUUGCUACGGCUUUGCAGCGGAUAUGCAGCAGAUCGCUGGUCAGCGAAUAUAUAUGUACACGCUCGCUGAUCUCUCUAACAGCUAUAUUUAGCAGCCGCGUGUGUGAAGCGCGGUUUAGUUUGUAUAUUCAUUGGUCGUUGAGUUGCUCGUGUAGAUGCUGUUAGAAAAAGAGAAAUGAUGUAAUUAUUUGAUAUUGUGUCACCGUGCUAUAACGCAGGCUAAUAAACAUUUGCAAAAAAUGUCACGAAA